Lutra lutra (Eurasian river otter) is the source of this 10148-nucleotide messenger RNA. It is a transcript of the gene MIB1, whose product is annotated as MIB E3 ubiquitin protein ligase 1. Gene Ontology annotation, cellular component: cytoplasm. Gene Ontology annotation, molecular function: zinc ion binding; ubiquitin-protein transferase activity; protein binding. The transcript is spliced from 21 exons. NCBI's taxonomy places the organism in Eukaryota, Metazoa, Chordata, Mammalia, Carnivora, Mustelidae. The record is from RefSeq and is a predicted model, not a curated record. Gene Ontology annotation, biological process: protein ubiquitination. The coding region runs from base 762 to 3782 and encodes 1006 amino acids.
GAUUUUUUCUCUUUUCUUUCUCUAGUCGCGCCACUCUCCGAAACCCUUUCCGCCCUACUGUUGCCGAGGCUCCCCCUCCUAGUCCGAGAAGGUGCUGCUCCAGCCUUGAGUGCGUCAGUAUCCGGAUGUGGAGCCGCUCUCGCCCGGCGGGGACUCUGUGGCGGGGCGGAGCGCGGCGGCGUGCGCGGGGGCAGAGAGAAGGGGGCCCGUGGGCCCGGGCGCUCGCCGGACGCCGGGAGGUACCACCGCUGUCCACGGGGGAGGAGGCGGCGCCGGCAGUCGGGCGGCCACCCCGGAGCGAGGGGCUGGGGGAGAAAAAAGGCCGGCAGUUAAGCUUGCUCCCCGCUGCCCUCGCCGUCUCCCCCGGGCUAGCUUCCCCCGGCCCCCUGCGCUCCCCGCGCUCCCGGCCGGGGGAGAGCGUGGUUUCCUGGCGGCCGUCGCUGUAGCCCGGCCGGGGAGCCCGGAGGAAGCGGGGGAGUCCCCGCCCACGGCCCCCUCCCCUCUGCCCGCCCGCCGCGGCGGCGUCUGAGCCGCUGAGGUCCGGCCUCCAGUCCGAGCGGGGGGCGCGGCGGCGGCGGCGACGGCUGGAGAGCGGUUGUGGUCUUGGCGGGGACCGCGUCGCCGCCCUCGUGAAUUAUUCCCACGUCCCCCGGGGCUCCCUGCCGCUCCCGCCGGCGCCGAGAGUCCGGACCGGGCCCAACUCCCUCACGGGCCCCCCGGCGGCGGCGGCGGCAGCGGGGGAGCCCACCGCCCGGGCCCCGAUGAGUAACUCCCGGAAUAACCGGGUGAUGGUGGAAGGGGUCGGGGCCCGGGUAGUACGCGGCCCGGACUGGAAGUGGGGGAAGCAGGACGGCGGCGAGGGCCAUGUGGGCACGGUCCGGAGCUUCGAGAGCCCCGAGGAGGUGGUAGUGGUGUGGGACAACGGCACCGCGGCCAACUAUCGCUGCUCCGGGGCCUACGACUUGCGCAUCCUGGACAGCGCGCCCACGGGCAUCAAGCAUGAUGGAACCAUGUGUGAUACCUGCCGGCAGCAACCAAUCAUUGGCAUUCGAUGGAAAUGUGCAGAAUGUACAAAUUAUGAUUUGUGCACUGUUUGUUAUCAUGGAGAUAAACAUCAUUUAAGACAUCGCUUUUAUAGAAUUACCACACCAGGAAGUGAGCGUGUUCUGUUAGAGUCUCGUAGAAAAUCUAAGAAGAUUACAGCCAGAGGGAUCUUCGCAGGUGCCAGAGUGGUACGAGGAGUGGACUGGCAAUGGGAAGAUCAGGAUGGAGGAAAUGGACGAAGGGGAAAGGUAACAGAAAUCCAGGACUGGAGUGCAUCAAGCCCACAUAGUGCAGCAUAUGUUCUCUGGGAUAAUGGUGCUAAGAACCUUUACAGAGUCGGCUUUGAGGGCAUGUCUGAUCUCAAGUGUGUCCAGGAUGCCAAGGGAGGUUCUUUCUACAGAGAUCACUGCCCUGUGCUAGGUGAGCAAAAUGGCAAUAGGAAUCCUGGUGGAUUGCAGAUCGGUGACUUGGUAAAUAUAGAUCUUGACCUAGAAAUUGUACAGUCUUUGCAGCACGGUCAUGGAGGAUGGACUGAUGGCAUGUUUGAGACUUUAACUACAACUGGAACUGUUUGUGGCAUUGAUGAAGAUCAUGACAUUGUAGUACAGUAUCCAAGUGGCAAUAGGUGGACCUUCAAUCCUGCUGUUCUCACGAAAGCAAACAUUGUCCGAAGUGGGGAUGCUGCUCAGGGUGCAGAAGGAGGCACCUCACAGUUUCAAGUGGGUGAUCUUGUACAAGUUUGUUACGAUCUGGAAAGAAUCAAACUUCUACAGAGAGGACAUGGAGAAUGGGCUGAAGCUAUGCUCCCAACUUUAGGUAAAGUUGGCCGAGUACAACAGAUUUAUUCGGACAGUGAUUUAAAGGUGGAAGUUUGCGGAACAUCUUGGACAUAUAAUCCAGCAGCAGUUUCCAAGGUGGCAUCUGCAGGAUCAGCCAUUAGCAACGCAUCUGGUGAAAGACUCUCCCAACUCUUGAAGAAAUUAUUUGAAACCCAAGAAUCUGGUGACCUCAAUGAAGAAUUAGUUAAGGCUGCUGCCAAUGGAGAUGUUGCUAAAGUGGAAGACUUGCUAAAACGACCAGAUGUGGAUGUAAAUGGACAAUGUGCUGGUCACACAGCUAUGCAAGCUGCUAGUCAGAAUGGACAUGUUGACAUUUUGAAGUUACUUUUGAAGCAAAAUGUGGAUGUAGAAGCAGAGGAUAAAGAUGGAGAUAGAGCUGUUCACCAUGCAGCUUUUGGAGACGAAGGCGCUGUCAUAGAAGUGCUGCACCGAGGCAGUGCUGACUUGAAUGCUCGCAACAAGCGCCGACAGACGCCGCUUCAUAUUGCUGUCAAUAAAGGCCAUCUGCAGGUGGUGAAGACUUUAUUGGACUUUGGCUGUCAUCCUAGCCUCCAGGAUUCUGAAGGUGAUACCCCUCUUCAUGAUGCAAUAAGUAAGAAACGUGAUGACAUUCUGGCAGUUCUUCUAGAAGCUGGAGCAGAUGUUACCAUUACAAACAAUAAUGGAUUUAAUGCUCUACACCAUGCGGCACUAAGAGGAAAUCCCAGUGCAAUGCGUGUUUUGCUAUCUAAAUUACCAAGACCAUGGAUUGUGGAUGAGAAGAAAGAUGAUGGUUAUACUGCCUUGCAUCUGGCUGCCCUUAACAAUCACGUAGAAGUGGCCGAACUGUUGGUACACCAGGGUAACGCUAACCUGGAUAUCCAGAAUGUGAACCAGCAAACUGCCCUGCACCUUGCUGUUGAACGACAGCACACCCAGAUUGUGAGGCUUUUGGUCCGUGCAGGUGCCAAAUUAGAUAUUCAGGAUAAGGAUGGGGAUACUCCUUUGCAUGAAGCUCUGAGGCAUCACACCUUGUCUCAACUACGUCAGCUCCAAGAUAUGCAAGAUGUGGGGAAGGUCGAUGCUGCAUGGGAGCCAUCCAAAAACACAUUAAUAAUGGGACUUGGUACCCAGGGGGCGGAGAAGAAGAGCGCAGCAUCUAUUGCCUGUUUUUUGGCUGCCAAUGGUGCUGACCUUAGCAUUCGAAAUAAGAAGGGCCAAUCACCACUUGAUCUCUGUCCUGAUCCAAGUCUCUGCAAAGCACUGGCAAAGUGUCAUAAGGAAAAAGUCAGUGGUCAAGUGGGUUCUCGAAGUCCUUCUAUGAUUAGUAAUGAUUCUGAAACCUUAGAAGAAUGCAUGGUGUGCUCAGAUAUGAAGAGAGAUACUCUUUUUGGGCCAUGUGGACAUAUUGCUACCUGUUCUUUAUGUUCUCCACGAGUCAAGAAAUGCCUCAUCUGUAAAGAACAAGUUCAGUCCAGGACAAAGAUUGAAGAAUGUGUGGUAUGCUCUGACAAGAAAGCAGCUGUUCUUUUUCAGCCUUGUGGACACAUGUGUGCUUGUGAGAACUGUGCUAGUCUGAUGAAGAAGUGUGUGCAGUGUCGGGCAGUAGUUGAACGAAGAGUGCCUUUCAUUAUGUGUUGUGGAGGGAAAAGUUCAGAAGAUGCCUCUGAUGACAUCUCAAGUGGAAAUAUUCCAGUGUUACAAAAGGACAAAGAUAAUACCAAUGUCAAUGCAGAUGUGCAAAAGUUGCAGCAGCAGUUACAGGACAUUAAAGAGCAGACCAUGUGCCCUGUGUGUUUGGAUCGUCUGAAGAAUAUGAUUUUCCUCUGUGGCCAUGGAACGUGCCAGCUCUGUGGAGACCGAAUGAGUGAAUGUCCUAUUUGUCGCAAGGCUAUUGAACGAAGGAUUCUUUUGUAUUAAGAGACUGUGUUUUCUUAGCUGAAGUAUUUGGUCAUGAGCUCUUCUUAGUAAGCCAUUAAGCUAGUUGGAGGUUCUAAUGAAUUAAUUUUUAAUAUCAUAUUUUCUUUCCUAGAGUGUAAUUAGACUGUAAAUGUGCCAGAACAAAAAACCUCUACAAGACAGUGUUUGAAGUUGUGGUUUUUGUUUUUGUUUCUUUUAAUUUGAAACAUCAAAUCCAUGUAAUUCAUAGGUAAUUUACUUGUCACUUCUAAGGGGAAAAUCCUUUAAGGAUCUCCUGUUGUUUUUGUUUUUAUUGCAUUUUUUUCUUAUAGUUUAUAAAUUUGUUAGACCUCAAGAAAUGUAGUUCCUUAUGAUCAGCUAUCUUUCAGUUUAUAUGAUUUUACACAGUGGGUUGACAUAGGUACUCAGAACAGUCAUGCAUCGAAUGAACAGGGCAAGUCAAACCAUUAGGUUACAUGUAUUAAAUGACAAAAUUAGAAUAUAAGUUAUACAUAGUUAAUACUGCAGAGAGGAUUAUCUUUUUAAGAUAAAAAGUUACACAAAUGAUUGAUUCUGAAUUUUUAGAGUAAAUGGAAGCAUGGAAUGAGAGAGUAGUGACUUUGCAUUUAGCUUAAUUUCUAGACUUAAAAGGAAAAUUGUUUAACUUGAACCAAAUUUCAAGAUGAUUGACAUGGAAAGGAAAAAUAAGCAAUCAUAGUGGGGUACUGAAGUGGGGGAAGUGGCCAAAAAUGAGUACCUAUUACCUGACCAUCAACAGUUGCCUUUCAUAUAUGUUAAUCUAUACACUGUUCUGUUUACCAACCAUUAAAAAAAAAGUCUGUGAAAAGUGUACCUCAGUUUUCCCUGUGGUUACUUAUCCAGACUUAAUCUGACCAGUGAAACAGUGUUGCCCUCUUUGGGCAUCUGAGGUCUCAUGUAGCUUUUCUUGUGUACUGAAUAGUACCCCAGUGAUCUGAGAAGGAUAAUGCAUUGUCCCAAAGCAGCAAUCUUUUUCUUGUCCAUAUCUGUUCAUUCUGACAGUGAUACUGGUUCUGUCUUCAUCAUAAGCCCUACUUCCAUUUUCUUUCAGUUGCUAAGGCUGGUAAGAAAACACUAUCUUUAUACCAACAGGUGAGGAUAUUUAAAUUGCCAACAGUAUCCAAGACAUAGUAAGUAACCUAAUAAUAAAUACUUACUUUAGAAAGCGUGACCAGGACAUUUACAGAAAUAUGUCUGAUUACCUGUACUUUCUUUUUUGUUUGUUUUUUUUUAAACUCAGACUGAUUCUAGAGCAUCUGGUCAUUUUCCUGCCUUUGAAUGAGUAGUCUUACUCUGUCUAUAGGACGAACCUACAUUUAAUAAGUGUUUUGGGGUCAUUGCUGCUAGAUUAUAAAAAUAUCAGCUGUUUACAGUGAUGUCUACUAUAUACUGUGUACAAGCUUAUUCCUAAGGGUGUAGUUAUCUGGUAUUUUUUUCCUUUCUUUGAUUCUGGUUCUUCUUUUUUCUUUCUUUUUGUUUUUUUGUUUUGUUUUGUUCUGUUGUUACAACAACAAAAUUUAAGAAUAUUCCUGGCAAGUUAAUGGCUUUUGCCUUUGCAAGUCCUGGUGAAAAUAGUGGUGAGCUUUGCUGGCUGAUUUUUUAGUCUCAGUAAUUGCAUAUCUGUGUUUAGCUGAAUAACUUAGGAUUUAGAACAAUAAAAUUUUUAUAAAUUUUAAAUUUGAAAAUUUAUAUGGAUUCUGUUAUCUAAUAAAGGGCCAAUGAGGCUGUUUUUUAAGCCAUAUUUUAAAGUUAUAGAAAGAUAGAACAUCUGACAUGAUGUUCACUUAACGAAAUAGGCUGUUUUCUUUUAGAUUUGAAAAUAGCAAAAAUCAGGAUUUUUUUUUUCUUCCAUGCCAUAGGCUGCCCAUCUCUUUUUCACUAGAUCAGCUGGAGAGGAGGAAACACCUAGCUGACUUGUAGCAUGGUUUGGCAAUCCAGUGAAUUCUGUGGUCUAGAGCUCUACUUUACUUAAAUCCUUUUUGUCUUUGGAACUUGCAGUGCUUAAACUUACAUCCCUAAAAGACAAUUUCAUUUUCCACACUAGUUUAUUUCUUCUACAUACAUAUAAAAUGCAAUUAACGUAAACUAUUACAAAGAGUCAUAAGGUUGCUAUGAUUGUAAUGCUGUGUACUUGUGGAUUUUCUGUAUUUGUACCACUUUGAAAUUUGUUCAGUGAAUAGAAGCUGUUUCUCUAUUCAUGUUUUCAAGUAUCUGAAGAAUUAUUUUAAGUUUAUUUUGUGUUUGUGAACAAGAAUAAGAUUAAGAACUGAGUUGUUUAAAUGACCUUCUUCUAAUUCUGUGAAAUCGCUACCUCUUAUAUGUCUCUCAGCAGCACUUUCCCAGUUAGAUAUGUUUCCUUCUCAUCAGUUCAUCAUCAUGUGCCUCAGAAGAGCUUUUACUUUUCCGAGAAUCAUUAUAUAAAACAUAGCAGACAUUCAUUCAAAAACGUAUUUAUUGGGCCUCGGGGGCUAGAUAACACAGCGUUGAAAAAAUGGUCAGCAUCUUAGCACACACAGAAUCUAUCAUGCAGCAGUUGUGCAUUUGAAGAAACCUAGAGCCAAGAAGGGAUCCAGAGGUACUGAUAACAUUUCUUCCUAAUGUUUCAGAAGAGUUGUCAUUAAGUAGCAUUUGGAUUCCCUCUCUGUUCCCCUCACUCCUACUAUGUAUUCUCCUCUAAGACUAUCAGCUUUGUUGCCAGAAACUCACACCCAACUUACUAGAUGGUGCUAUUCUACUCCUUUUUGUUCACAUAAUUUAACGUUCUUACUGCUUAUACUAUAUUUGUAUUUAAUUUUAUUGGGAGCAAGAAGGCUUGCAAGAGAGGAUCAUUUUGCAUUAGUGUAGGAAUAGUAUAUUAGACAGAUGUUUAGUUUAGCUGGCCAAAUCAUAAUUAGACAUAAUUUGUAAUUUUAAAACAUUGCAGAUUGACCAGCUUGUUACUGAGACAUAAGAUUAAUUGAUGUUGAAAAAAGCGUUCUUAAAUUUGUUAUCUUUGGUGGCUUCAGCCUGUAAGAGCGUUUUAGCAUAUUGAAAUGCAUGCUGCUUGAGAUUUGUCCAGUUGGAAUUUCAGAGCUUGCUGGUUCUUGUUCUUGUUUACUAUGAAUUUUGGACGCUUUCCGACUAGGAAUUAGUUACGCUUAUAAACUAAGAGACUUAGUGAUGGGAUAGGGCAGGGGCGGUAUGGAGUUGAAACAAGAAAGAAAAGUCAGUGUUUGAAUUUAGAGAAAGAAGGGGUUUGAGAACUCAUGUAGAUUUCAGCAAAGCAGUAAGCAGAAAGAGUAUACUUGAUAGAGUAAUAAAAAAGGUUUUUUAGCCAGUUUUUAGUGUCAUUUAAUUGACAGUUGCUUUGUAAACUAUACAAUUUAACGCAUCUGGCUUUAAGAAAAAGUCCAAAGGCAAAGCACCUAUCCUGUCAAGAGUAUCUAAAAUGAUAUAGUAAUAGUUUGUGUAAAAUUGAAUUUUUGGAAUAGAAUUCUUCUUUGCAUUUUUUUAAUUGUAAAAACACUUAACAUGAAAUUUACCAUCUUCACGAUCUUUAAGUGUACAGGUCAGUAGUGUUAAGUAUAUUCAUGAUAAUUAAAUGGCUAUCCAAAACUUUCUCGUCUUGCAGAACUGAAACUUUAUACCCAUUAAACAACUCCCUUUUCUCUCCUCCCCCUGAAUGGAAUAGAAUUUUCAUUAAAUAUAAAUCAAGAAACGACCUGAAUUAUCUUAAUAGUUUGUUUGUGUUUGCAAGAUUUAAAGUCCUAGUCAACAUUAAGUUCCUAAAUUUGGGGGGUGACAGAAUUUCUUCCCUUCCUCCCAACUGUUAUAAAUCACAAUUGGGUUGGGGUUAAAUGUCUGUUAAUUGGAAGGGUUUGUUACUUCAUUUGGAGCCAGGGUGGGGGUGGUGGGACACAUUUUCAACAGUAGAAUUAGUUAGCUUUAAAUUUGUAGUGAAUGGGGAAGGUAAUAGAUUUUCACAGACUAUGUGUGCCUUGUAGAGAAUGUCAGUUGUCUUUAAGUCUCCUUGUAACAGUCUCAAAAUAUUUUUUUUCUCUCAAAAACGCAACCUAAUUUUAUUUGCUUGAAUAUUAUGAUAGGAAUGCUUACUGAUAUUACUUGAUAAUCAUGAUAGCCUUGGAACUUAUAUAUAUAAACUAUAGCAGUAUUAAUAAUCACAGUUGUACUUCUUUAAAACAUUAAAUUUGAGGAAGAACUAUUUAAUACUGUCUCAUGUGUACAUUGUUUUGCUAUAGUGAGGGGGAAAAUUCUUUAGAUUGAGACUUAGUUUACUGAUAAAUGGUGUUAGUAGAGGAUGAAACUAAAGUAUGAGAAUAUGAACGAGUUAGUGGAGCUGAUGAAUUAAAAUUGUAAGUUGCUACAUUGGCAUUUUCUACCUCCUUUUCUGUCAGAGUAUUGCUUUUCCAGCUUUUAUUCUUUUUUGUGACUAAGGAAGAGAUGGGAACCCGAGGUUCAAAUGGAAAUUUUUAUGUUGUUGAGGAUUUAAGCAGUAGGUACAGGAAGGGUGAUUUGCCACAUCAAUUUGGUGCGUAAAUCCAUAACGAGAGGUGAUGAUGGACAUGUACAAAGUGUGUAAGAAAGAUAAUAUUGCUGAAUGUUUUGCUUUCCCUGUACAGUCCAAAUGACUUUGUUUCAUAAAUGUGACUUCUUUCCUCCAAAAUGCAAAAUGGUCUUGUAAUUUUCUAUAAAAUAAACAAAUAUACCAUUUUGUCUGAAAUCUGUUAACUUCAGGAAGCUAUUUGAAAGUUCUGACUCAGGGCUUUGUAACAAUUUAAGCAGUUGUUAAUUAUGUUUUGGAAAAUCCAGCUACAUAAUUCUUUAGUGCCUUGAAAGAAUUAUUAACUUGGCAACACUACAAAAACUCCCUACGAGGAGGUCUUUAGUGUAGGGUACCAUCACACAUGCGUUUAUAAGGUGUAUUGCUCAGCUUGUGUGAUAGCAAUACUGCAUUGUGUGCUGGGUUUGGGUAAUUCUUUAAAGGAAGUUUUCUAGGCUUACACUUGAUAUUUGCUUUUUAAAUAACGGAUUACUUAUGGCCAUGACACUGUUACCAGAAAAGUAAUUCUAUAAAUCAUUAUGCAAAGUCAUGUAUAAGUAGCAUCUGGGAAGAAGAGCUAGGGUUCAUACUGUUGGUUAUUUUAAUAUGAAAGGAGGGUCUGUUUGGUAAACACAGAUUGUCUUCCCCUCAUGAAAAAAAGACCUUUUUUGUUCAAGUGAUUUGGUUUAAAGAAAAAUUUUUUUAAGGAAAUCAUGGAUAGCAUGUUCUUAAUGGUAGUCUUAGCCUGAAUCCACAAAAUUGGUUUUCUGUUCAUUUCAGUAUGCUUGUCAUUCUAAAUACAGUAUAUUCAGUGUGAUAGAAAGUUUAAUUGACACAUAGCAGUGUUUUGCUUUGUAUUUUUUCCAGUGUUUUUUAGCUCCCACUUGAUUAAAGUCUUGCUUGUGAAUAUAGUUUCUGUACGGCAAAUCAUUCUUGCUUACUAGCUUUUGUUAAAAAACACUUAGCAAGAGCUAAGCUUUUAAAAAUAAAUGCAAACAUUUACUGUUAUAUAAUAAAACUUACAAUUGUAAUAUUAUAUAAUGCUUUUCUCUGAUCUUUUGAAAGUAUUCCUUAUAUGAAUUUUCAUUUUUAAGGUAUUUGAAAACAUAUCUCAAUAUAUCAGAUCUAUUAUUGGAAAGGAAAUUAUGUCUUUGAGAAACAAGUUACAUACAUCUCUACUCAAUAUAGGACAUAGAUGCCUACAUCUAGAAGGCUGUCAUAACACUUGUUUACAUUUAAGGUACCUCUCUCUAAAGGGCCAAAGAAGUUUUUCAUAUUUUAACACCUCACACUCUUUCAGGAUAUUGUGAAAUUAGUCUGAGUAGGAUAAAUUUGAUAGAAAAUCAGUCAACCAGUCAGGAAGACUCAACUUUUUUCUACAAAGGUUUAUUCCUCUUCAUAAUUCAGGUGUAGAUUUCAUUUUCAAAACGUAUACAUUUUAAAGCAGUGAUUUAUUUGGCUUUUUUAGAAGUGUUUUGUGACUAAAUCAGUAAUUGAAUGGUUUGAAGUUAUUUUAUUUCUCAAGUUAAUAGAAGCAGUUGUCAUUAUUGAGAGGUUGUCUGGUUCUAGUUCAAAAGAUUCAGCAUGUUUAUCUGGAAUGUUUAAGAGGAAAACCAUCUGAAACAAAAAUUUUUAAUUGUUUCUUUGAAAAAAAUGUGUAUUCCAACCUUAAAAUUGUGAAUUUAUUUUUGGAUAACCUCUAACUAACUGUAUUUCUGUUGCUGUAUAAUUAGAUAUUUCAUGGCAAUAUUUUUUAUUAAAUUGGAACUGUAUAGGUUUUUAAAAUAAAGACAUUUUAGAAAAUCUGA